GUGCUCGAUCGAAAUUUGUUAUGCGAGAUGUCGACGGGCGUGAUUCAAUCGGCACAGCGUGACAGAGAUCGUUUACGCGAAACGUUAUCCUCGAUGGCGCGCGCAUGAGUGUGUGUGCGAAAACGAGUUGCUAAUCCGGCACUCGUGGCCGCAAAAUACCAGCAUGAAACAAAUAGCCGGAUCGUCUUCACUCUCACUAUUUUGCCUUCGAGUAUGCCUCCUGGUCUAUGUCAUGCUUGCCGUCAUUUCUACAUUUGCUCUGGCGGAAGUUAACAAAUAUGAGCGGAGCAAAGCAACGUACACGACGAAAAAAUCCGACUCGAUUAAAAACUCGGAGAAAUCAGCCAUUUCUUCGCGUCAACAUGAACAUAAUAAGGUUGACGGCGGCAGAAAUUAUUCCGCGAAUGAAUCUGUGAUGAUCAGCGGCGAGAAAAAUAGCGCGGCUCUAAAUAGAUUUCUGGAAGAUGUUCUAAAUGCGCAGAACGAUUUGAAGUGGAUAGAUCACGCCACGCGUCAUAUUAAUCGAACUCGCCCAGAUUAUCCGCUGGCGCAUACAAACCAGCACUCUCCGGUAUCCGUCAACACGGGGGAUGUCCUAGAACGGGCUGAUAUCGGCUAUGGAAGUAGGUUACGCGGCAAGAGGGGCUUCGAUCGGAAUUAUGAAACGAUGUGGAUGCUGCAGAAGAAGAAAUACGGACGGGAGAGUACUCACGAUGUUCCUCAGAGAGUCUAUCUGGAUAACGACGUGACAUUUAAGAGAGACGCUGAUAACGUCUUUUAUCAAUCUCGUGGCACGUUAGAUAGAGCUGUCUACGAAGAAGGAACGAUGGCCGAUCAGCCACUGAAAGAUUGGAUUGGAAAGAAGAAUCUCCAUUCCUCGGGUGACUGGUCGAAUUCUAAUGAGAAUCUCAAAGUGACUAACGGCGAGAAUACAUGGCUUCAUGAUUACGAAUCUGCUCGUGAAAAUCUCAAUUCUGACUCGAGCAAAGACGAAAAGUUACACGCCGAUCACUUAGAAGUCGUAUCGUUGUACGAUCCAAUACAUGUAAAUGAUUUCACCGCUUUGCGGGGCUCUUCAAUUCCAAUUAAAAAUGACAAAACACGAAAUGUACCGCUAUCACUGGAGUCUUUAAAGAAAACUGUGUUAAAACUAAGAAAUAGUUUAAUGUUGAGUUAUAAGAGGAGAGAUAUAAUACCGAGAGAAUCUAACUGGGAUGAGCCAAGAUCCACAGUUGAAAUAUAUGGUUUUGGAGAAGAUCUUGAUGAUCAAUUUAAUAAAAAAUUUGAUAAAGAAACAAUGCAAAGACUAAAGAGAGCCAAAAAUGAAGAUAACGAAGAUGAAAAUAAUUCAAAAAUAUUUCAAGGAGUGGAAGUUGGAGAAUCAUAUUUUGGGAAGCACAAUUCGCAAGAAUCACAUAAUCGUAGUAAACGCAGUAGGAGUUUUGUCACAGAUUCAAAUUACACAAAUCAGAGAGAUAUUCCUGAAAAUAACAGCUAUCGGAAAACUCAAAUGAUUAAAGACGUUCUCAAAAAUGUAACUUCGACACAAAAUACUGAAGAAGUCGUCACAAAAUUGUAUUCUAGUUAUCUCAGUGAUGACGGAAAAAAAUCUGCGAACGCUUCAAACAAAAUGAACAUUUCCGAUUUACAGUAUUCUUUAGAAAAAGGAUUUUUUUCAAAUAAUCAUAUCAAUAAUUUAACGAUUAUCCCAUCAAUAGCUAACAAAAUUAAUAUUCCUGAGAGGAAAUUAAAAUAUUCUUCACAUACAGAGCUAUAUUUAAAUGAUCACUUUAUCGACAACAAAUCAUCAUUUGACAUAAAAAUGGACUUUCAAACGCAUUCACCAGAACGUAUUACCAAAAAUGAAGUUCCUAAAACAAGCACGAAGGAAAUUAGCCAACGUUUCACAAGUGAGGCGAUAUUAAAAACUAUUGAUCAUAUAGCGGAGAAUCGUACUAACUCGUCCGAUUUCAAAAAGAACGCAUUCACCGAUUCGAUAGAUCUUUCAUUAAACGAUGGUGCCGAUGACUCUGGGAAAUCUCUGAAAAAUCGAAGUGACGAAGAGAAAUUAGGAGUCGCGACGCAGAAAAUAUCGCGACUCAGCACGGAUGACGGACAAUCGAAGGGCGCGGAAAAGGAGUUUCCCCGGGGAAAUACGUCGCAUGGGCUCGGCAUCGGGACAAAUGAAUCACGGAGCUGUGUCGUCGAAACAAUCGUAGCCGUGAGAGAAAGGGAGACCGUGGCGGACGGAACGCGAAAGCAAAACCGCGAGCCGAUACCCGGUGUGAUCAAAAUCUUUGAGCCUCGGGGGCGUUCGUAUCAAAAGCGGGAGGCAGAGUCGAUGGCGAGAUUGUCCCGGCGGAUGGGAAGGGACGAGACGUCCGCGGCGAAGAUGAAGACGAACGAAGAUGAAGUCGACGAGUCAAGAGAUACAAAUGUAGGGGAUGACUCUUCGACUUCACCGAUUGAUUCUGUCACCGAUGCGACAACGAAACCGGAAGCCGCAUAUAUAAACACGUCUGAGAUUGGCAAAUCGAUAAUACCGAAGGAUCUCACUUUGACGACUGUAGACAACGAUUUGCAAAAGCAGCAACAGAUGGUUUCGCCUUUAAGUGAAGCGGAGAAUAGGAACGCAAAUAAAUCGAAUGGAAAUUUGAAUAGAAUCAAUAUUCGUGUUUUCGGGUCAAACGGAAAUGAGACUAUGAAUGUAAAGGAAGAUGCUCGAAGUAUAAUGAAAGCUCACGAGUAUCAUAAAUUCGAUAAUAAUUUACAGAGAAAAUUAUUAUGGAUUUCCACGAUUUCAGUCGAUGCCGAAAGUGGAGAUUCAUCAAUAAAGGGCACGGGAUCAGUUUUUAAUAUCGCGACUGAGAGUUAUAUUGAAAAUGUCACGAGUGAGAAUCGACAGCCGAGUAAAACGACCGAUUCUGCAAACUUGGGAAAUAUAUUGACUAGAAUCAAACGCGAAGAUAAAGCUGAAGAAAAUCGUAUGUUACAGGAUGCUUUAAAUUCUCAGAUCUUCGAAACAAAUCACGCACGUUACAAACGGUCUGUAUAUCCUUAUGAAAAUCUUGAAUCCAAUAAUGAAGCAGAGAAUACGGCAGUCGAGAAAGAAGCGGCGCUAAAUUACGAUGAAAAACAAGAAAGCAAUGAAGAAUAUUUAAAUCAGAAUGUCGAAGAACCUAAAGAUCUCUACAAUGACAUAGAAGAAAAUAUAUUCGAAGAUAAUGAUAAAGCAGUGGAAAGCAAGAGAGAGGGACAAUCUUUAUUUAGCAAGCAAAUCGAUCCUGUAAGAGCUAAAGUUGACAUGAUGAUUAAGCAAAAGCUUGGCAAGAAACGCAAAGGUAGUAGUACUUAUAGGACAAAGAGACAUAAUACGUUGGAUGUGGUCGAAUAUUACGAUUAUGACGAAGAGCAAGAGCGCGAUGCUCCAAUAAACGAGCAGGAGGUUCAAAAUAAAGACAAUGAACUUUUGAUUAAUGCGAAGAUAAAGCGCGAUGAUAAACCGCCAGGCUUAGGGAAGAAGAAAAACGAAAACGCCGAGGCGAUAAUGAAAGAAAAACGCAGAAAGGCACAAGCAAAGAAUAAAGAGCCAAAAGAAGAGAUUAUCGUCGAUCUUGGUGAAAGAUCUAAGAAUAAGACUGCGAAAAAUAAUAAAAAGUCGCUCAGUUCAUUAGGAUCUAGUUUCGAAAAUGUGUCCAACGAGAAAAGACAAUUAUUGACUAAGGAAAACUCGGAGGAGAUUCACCAAAGCAAAGAUUUUGCGAAUAAUGUUCAUCAUGAAAAAUUAGCUGCUGCAAAAUUGAAAUGGUUGGACCAACCAUUUGAGGACAGAACGGCAUCAUCGAAGAAUUCAGAGUCAUUAUUAGAAGAUAGCUGUAAAAAGAAAUCUAGUUCGAAUGAACCUUUGGAACAUAUAUCUUAUGCAAAUGUAAAUCCCGAUGUUAUCGAAAACAUCUUGUUGAAUAUUCAACCUAUAGAGGAAAUUAUGGAGGAAAGCAGAGAAUUGGGGGCUUCAAACGGUUUCUACGAAGAUCCUGAAGACGAUCGAUCAGAAGAUCAUUAUUAUUAUCAAGAUAACGAUUCAAACAAUGUCGAGUCUCUGUAUGAGGAAUUGAAGAGUGUGUACGAUUGGCCUGAUGGUGAAUUAAAGAGUAGACCCCGGCUCAGAGGCGAUCAAAGACUACGCUAUGAAUCAGAUGAUACGCUUGAUACAAAUCCCUUUCAAUUACAACCAUUGAACGAUAGAUUCCUCAGCUCGGGUCAAAACGACAACGCACAAAGGAGAUUCCAGUCGAUUGAUGCAUCUCGGAUGAGUGGCUUCGAGCAAAGUUCGACGAAGGAAAAUUCACCGAGUAUAUUUUCCGUGAGAACAACCGCCAAGCCGAAAGUAUCUAUGAUUUCAGAAGAUAAAAAUAUCCCCUUUACCGAACGCCGGUCAAUAAUCGAUACGGAUUCCGGUUCUCCUUACGAAAAUACCAAGUACGUCGAGUCCAAGACAGAUGAAUUAUUGAAGCGAAAUCUAAAUCUGGAGAAACAGGCGGCGAUUAGUCCGCAAGACUUGCGCGAGUCUUUCGUGGAAUCUCUCGAUUGGCAUGAUGAUGUUGAUGACGACGUGAAAGUCAGAUUGGGCAGAGGAUUAAAAGCUAUAAACGAUACAGAAAUUUCUGGCUUAAAUAAAACUUACAAAUCUUAUUAUCAAGAUAAAUUAAACGUAAACAAUGCAACUACCUCGCAAACUUUUCGUGAUAAUUCAUCGACGUUACAAAAUUGGUACAAUAAUACAAUCGCGGAUUUAUUAAAUAUUUUUAAUCAUCAUGGUGUAUCUGAUCGAACCGCUAAGAAUGUUCAAGAAUCGAUUUUAAUGAAUACGGAUAAUAUGGAUGGUGAUGAGGAUCUCGAAGCUGCCGAACAAAAAUAUGUAAAUAAUAAAACACCGAGAAUCAGAAGAGCGGCUGUUUCGUACCGCACGUUUUACAAUGAUGACGUGAGUCAGAAUCAGCGCGAUUUCGAUGAAAUGAGCAGACGUCUGGGUAACCAGUUUCAUUCUCCGAAUAUCCUCCAAAAUCAGUUCAAUGGAGUGUAUGACGGACAUGAGAUUGGAAAUUGGAACAAUGACGUACAGGGCCUUGAUCGAUACUCGAAAAUCCGACGGACCAAUACGAGAAAGAAAGAGAAACCCGGAAAGAGAAGUAAGAAGAUUAAGCACUCCUUGGGAAAGCACGCGAAGAAAAACAGUUUGCACUCUUCUUCAAAUAGAAACAGAAGACAUCACGCGCAUCAGUCUGACGUGUCGCGGAACGUUAACCGGAAUGAUUUAAAGCCGAAGCAGAAGAAUAAAGCUGAGGCGUCUCCUUUGAUUGGACGCACCAGAAUUCAGAAGGGUAAAACGGCCGAGCAAGAGCUGCUUCGCGCAGGGAUAAACGAAGUACCGGGCGAAAAGGUGCUUUACGAGAAUGCGGAGGAUCAGAGUACAGUGAAGCCGGAGGAGGAUGAUGCACGGAGAAAGGAAAUUACGCUGCUCCUCGCAGCCGACAACGUCGACGACGAGUCGCAGAUGGACGUGGCUCUUCACGGCGAACUAGCUGGAAAAAUCGUCGAGCAAAUAUUCGAACAGGUCCAAAAAAAUGAUCAAUUGAAGAGUGUCUUUGGUCCUGGACUUCAUCGCGAUCAUAAAAUGGAAGAUAAGAUAACGGGUAACAUUUAUCGACAAGGACUCGACGAAAACGGAAAAAAUCACACGGAAAUGAUGAUAAAAAAAGUUAUGGGGCUCCUUGGUACGUUAAUUCUGAACGAAGUGCAAAAGAAAACUUGCAUUACUUUAUCGCCGGAUAUGCGAGAAUUUUUAGGAUGGAUGUUGGAGAUGGAUCGAGAGAAGAAAUUGUCGGAAGAAGCACCAUUGUUGCCAUUGGUACGUGAGAAAAUUAUUCCGGAGCAAGACACGGCACGCAAAUUCUUGUUUGACAGUACUUUCAAGCGAGAGAUAGAAGAAAAUAUUAAUGAGUUACAGAAAAAAGUGAGAGUAUUGGAAACUCUUGUAAAAGAAUAUAACGCUCUGACCGCAAAAGAGAAAACGAAGGUCCAAGCAGUCCACGAUUAUUUGAUUCAGCAGUUAAAUCUACUUUUGCAAUACAUCGAAGCGCGAGAAAAUGCGGAAACAAAAGGAAAGCCUACAUCGGUGUUCGUCGGCGCAGCCAGAGCUGGAACCGGAAAUAUCUUACAGUAUCAAAGCGCAGUGCCUAAUGCCACUAAUGCGAGCCAUUCGAUGACAAAAGAUGCAUUCUCUUUGCCAAUCGAUACGCAUAAUCUUUUCCGGUUCAACAACUCAUUUGAAAUGACAGAUAAACAGCUCCAUCAUAGUCACAGAAAAACGCGCAGCCUCGAUAAAAUCCCAUCGGAACGACGUCGCAAAACGUCGAAACGUCAGAAGCUUCGCAAUCAGAAAAAGAAGGAAAAUCAUAGACAGUCAAAACGAAGACGCAAUAAGCAUCGCAAGUACUUGUUAGAGCGCGUAGAAUCAUCGCCGGGAUAUAGAAAGUCGCGACAAAAACGCGCAAAUCCUGAAAACGAUCGAGCUUCACUUUAUUAUUUAGGUUACGAGAAGCCAAGAAUUUACGAGUCGUUCAAUCUUCUCGAUGCGAAGUUGACAGGAAAGAAGAAGAAGAAGAGGAAACGGGAGUUAAUCGAUAAGAAAAACGCAGCGACCGAGAAUGACAGGGUGCUCGAUUUCUUACCAAUAAAAGGGAAGAAUCGCAUGGAGGACGAAGUGAUACUGCUCAACAAGCGGGAAGCCUGGAAGAGGGAGAACGAGGAACAGCUGGAGGAGGUUGCCUUUGGCAAGGACAUGCGGAACAGCACGAGGAGGGAGAGGGAACGAUUCGAGAAAUUGACGGAAGGAGAUAAACGCAGACCGUUCAAUGAGACGAGCUUCAGAACGAAGCGGGAGGACAUAAUUCGCGGGACAUCAACCGGGGAGAGUUAUACAGAUCGUUUCAAUAAAUCUCACGCGGCACUCGAAAUGCGUGACGGUGAAUCGCGGAAUAAUUCGGAAAUGCGGAGUAAUGACAACGGCGCAAAGAGUGAGAAUAAACUGGAAUUGGCCGAGCGGGAAAUCAAUGUUUUCGCGGACAACAGCCGGUCGACCGAUGCAGCAAUUGAUUCCGUGGCCGCGGAAGUAAGCGCGGAAGAAAAGUUAGCGACAAAUGCGGUAGCCAAUAAUCAGGUUAAGGGAAAACUUCGCGCUGUAAAUCGUGAGACAAAAAUUGAUAAGGCGAACGGAAGUACGAGCUUUGUAAACUUGACGAGGGACGCGGAGCCUCGGGUCUCGGAGGAGCGGCAGAAAGUUUCGGUAACGGAAAAAGAAGCGGAUGAUAACGCUGUAAAAUUAAAUCGAGCGACAAACUAUCGACGCGAGGAAAUAGAUCCUGAAAUCGAGCUGGAAAAUCUGAGACAGGGAAGAGAGAGAAGAAUUUAUGACGUCGCAAACUGGAAGAUCAGCGACUACGAUUACGAUGAUGAUAAUCUUUCUAGAAAUAAAUUAAGGGAAAAAUAUGUGACUAAGUUAGACGAACUGGGUGACCUGGAUACGGAUCCCGAGAAUAAUUUGGCGCUUCUGAGAUUAAGAAAUAAUAAAUGGUCGGAUGACGUCGUCGAAUGGAAGCUGCUGCCGAUAAUAAAACGAUCGCCGUAUUAUGAUGAUCGUGCCGUAUCAGGAAUUCGUUUAAUGGAAAAAGAAACACCUAUAUUAAGCAACGUGCAGUCUCAAUCCAACGCUUAUUUAAACAGUCCAAAAUUUUGGCGGCUACAACGCGGAAGAGACAGAGACAGUGUCUUUAAUAUCUUGCCUGUACCGAAAAUAACCGACAAUGAUAAUUUCCCGCGCAGAAUUCAUCGGAAAGCGAGACGAGCGUCUGAGAGAGCGACGUUCAAGGAAGAUCCCAAAAUUAUUCUUAAAGAUCAAAGGCUACCUCGAUCAUGGAGCAACAAAAGAUCGAACGGCAUUGCGGAAUUUGGGAUGCCUUUCGUAUUGAAGGAUCCUAACCGCGAUUUCCGCGAAAUGCUUCGAUCUCGCAAUCAUCCAGAGCUCGGCGACCGAGUAAUCAACGAUGCAGUUGGUCUGCAAUUGCCGAUUCAGUAUUGGCCGUAUCAGUAUUACGACGAUUUUGCGGACUCAUCGACCUUUCACUUCGCUCCGGGUGUUCACGGGAGAGGCAACGACGUGUACCGAUAUCCCGCUGAAACGUAUCUGGAGUAUGGCCCCUUUAGAAAACGCCGCGCUCACGACGCGAGCCGCCGAUUCGCGAGGCGAAAUAGAUUCCGCUUGAGAACCUCGGAGGGGGAAGAUGCCGUCGAUUUUCCGAGGGAUAAUUUAGCAAACAAGAGCUCGGAGUCCAGAUUUGCACAGGGAAAGUUUCGCGCCGAGACGAACGAGCCGGCUCUCGCGAGUGGCGAAGAUUGUUUUACGUCCGGUGAGACAAAAGACACGGAAAAGAAUGCGAGGAAAACUAAUGAAACGAAAACAAAAUCGACAGAAUACACGAGAUCCUUGAUCAAUGGACAAUGAAGGAAUUUAGUUUAGCUCGGUAGAUAAUAAUAAUUAUUUUUAUAUCUAUAAUGGUGAUGUAAUAUAUGAUACGAUAUGGAAAAUAGAGAUCAAGAAACUUGAGAAAUAUCGUGAAUUAAUGUAACAGGCGAAGAAAGGACGUCGCGUUUUGUAUUGUACCGCGUUGCAUUUUCAGGUCAAAUCGCGACGCGAUAAUUGUCAACGGGCGUCUAAAUAAUUUCAUCGGAUAAAUCGGAUAAAUCAUCGACGCGCGAUUAUCGUAAUUGACACAUUCGCCCUAUCUAUGCGCCAGACAAGCCUGUGAAACCUCGUAAAUCGUCCUAGCUCGUCGGGAUGAGCCCAGCGUCGUCGCGUGUUUGCACACACGUACCACUGUCCACGCUAAUCCAUCUGCGCGAGCACCAUCGCUGCAGUGCAGUUAAUGGCGUUGCCUUCCAAUAAUUAGAUUAGCAGAUCGUGUCAAAAGUUAAGAGACUUCGACAUGUGGACGUCGCAUCUUAAUCCAGUAUUAAAUUACAGCCGUUCGAUAUCGUACACGUGAUGUAAAAUUGUCGGACAGUUUUUAAAAUAAGAAUGUUAAAAAGGAAAAGCAAGCAUUUAUCUUGUCUUCUGCUUGACAGUAUUGUUCUUCAUUUCUACCUGGCUAGAUUAUGUAACAUUUAAUUUAUUCGCGUGUAGAAUACUUAUUGUUAAAAUACAAAAUCAACGGACCUCGCAAUAAAGCAAGACAACAUCAUUAUUUUGCUUAGUUCUUAAUGGGACAUGUAUUCAUAACGCAAUUCCCAGUGUCCAAAGAAAUGAAAAAAAAAAGACAGGAAUAGUGUACGCCAGGUGUAUAUGUUGUCUCAAAGAUUUUCAUAAAACGCAAAACGUUUCAUAUGUAUCCGCGCGAUAAAAGCCAAAUCUUUCAAACCCGCGGCCGCCACGCCGACUCAAUCUCGCCGACUUACUCUCCCAUCUAACCGGAAAAAGAGUGUAUGCAGCGUAUUCCCUUCUGCCCCGACCCGGCUCGGCUCGGCUCAAAAUAUCUCGAAAGUUUCCUCGUAAAGUAAGGCCACGCGGCGGAAUUCCCUCCGGCCAAUUAAAGUCUCGAAAUCGGACGUGCUCGCUUAUGCAGGCAAAACAGGCAGGGCAGGGAUGAGAGAAAAAGAGAACGGGCAACAGACCGAGAAAGGAAAGAGAGAGAGAGAGAGAGAGAGAGAG
Wasmannia auropunctata (little fire ant) is the source of this 9763-nucleotide messenger RNA. RefSeq lists its product as uncharacterized. The record is from RefSeq and is a predicted model, not a curated record. The coding region runs from base 164 to 8560 and encodes 2798 amino acids. The transcript has 19 exons. Lineage: Eukaryota; Metazoa; Arthropoda; Insecta; Hymenoptera; Formicidae.